AUGAUAACAUCCUUCCUCCGCCGGCUCAUCCCCGCACGAGUCGCAAACAACGGCUCCCAACAGCGCGACCACCAUGCCAACGAGCGUACAUUCCUCUCAUGGACACGCGCAGGCCUCGGCUUUGCAGCUGUGGGACUCGCGAUGGAUCGAAUCGCUGCCAUAGACCAUGUCAUGGCUGGUAGAUUUGGACUUGGACAGGCCGAGCCUCCGGCGCAGAUUCAGCAAUCUACCAAGGAGCAGCAGGAGCAAACCCUGGAACCCCGCUCAAACCCGAAGACGGCGCUUGGUGCUUUGUCAAAGCAUUUUACUACCUCGAGGAUUUGUCAAUUGAUAGGUGUUUGGUGUUUGGGUUAUGGAUUCUUUCGAUAUUGGUCUAUUCGACGGUAUUUGCUAAGGGGGGAGUUUGUCCCUGCGUUUUGGGGACCGGUGUUCAUGACGUGUGGAAGUUUGGGUGCGUCGGUGGCUUUGGGAUCGCAUGGUGAUCGGCCGGCGUUUUCAUGA
Molecule: messenger RNA, 501 nt
Organism: Penicillium angulare
Lineage: Eukaryota; Fungi; Ascomycota; Eurotiomycetes; Eurotiales; Aspergillaceae
Product: YidH family protein
Exons: 1
Coding region: 1-501 (166 amino acids)
Source: RefSeq, a predicted model, not a curated record